This is a messenger RNA of Phacochoerus africanus (Common warthog), 1510 nucleotides long. It is a transcript of the gene CCDC83, whose product is annotated as coiled-coil domain containing 83. The record is from RefSeq and is a predicted model, not a curated record. Lineage: Eukaryota; Metazoa; Chordata; Mammalia; Artiodactyla; Suidae. The transcript has 11 exons.
AUGUCCUUCCUGUCACACCCACCUCCUAAUACAUUGAUUGAAGAUGAGGCACUUAUUUUCUUGAACUUAAUAAAAAUCAAAAGCGAAAAACCUGUUAAGGAAGACAAUGAUCUUAAUAGAUCUAAGCAACACAAUGGAAAACACAGCAAAAGCAAAUAAAAGGAUAUCCAAGAUGGGCCACCAAAAGAAGUCAAACUGCCUACCAGUGAAGCACUUCUAGAUUAUCACUGUCAGAUAAAGGAAAAUGCAGUAGAACGAUUCAUGGUUCAAAUAAAGAAACUUAGGGAAAAGAACCAAAAGUAUCAAGAAAGAAAUAAACGCUUAAAGGAUGAACAGACUUGGCACAUACGGAACCUGCUAAAGGAACUGAGUGAAGAUAAGUCAGAGGGAUCAACAGUUGUAACAAGGGAGGAAGUUGAAAGAGCAAUGAAGGAAAAAUGGAAAUUCGAAAGAGACCAGGAACAAAACUUAAAAGAUAUGCACAUUCAGAUAAAUAAUGCUGAGAAACUAUUUCUUGAGAAACUCAGUGAGAAGGAAUAUUGGGAGCAGUACAAGAAUGUAGGGAGUGAACAGCAGGCUAAACUCAUUAUCUCCUUGCAAGACGACAUCAAUAGAGUUAAAGAGAAUGCUGAGAAAAUGUCAGAACAGUAUGACGUCAACCUAGAAGAUGUUAGAAAGAGAAUCAUCAGAGAAACUCUGUUGCAACUGGACCAAAAGAAGGAAUGGGCCACAGAGAAUGCUUUAAGGUUCAUUGACAAGGGCAGCUAUCGAGAGAUCUGGGAGAAUGACUGGCUCAAAAAAGAGAUUGCAACUCACAGGAAAGAAGUGGAAGAACUAGAACAUGCUAUUCAUGAACUGGAAGGAGAAAAUUUGGUGCUUAUUGAUCAGCUAUUCAACUGUAGACUUGUGGAUCUCAAAAUACCCAGACUACUUUUCUUAUUGUAUUUAGGGCGACUAUACCUUACCCAAGCUGUUGGACAGGAAGUGCCACCUGAAGAAAUGCCUUUGGAGUUGCCAGAAACAUCUAUAGAAAAGUCACAGUUGCAGCCUGUAGAAGUAAAAAGUAGAGAUCUAAUAAGCUUAUCACUUGGGAGCAGUUCUUUACCUCUCGGUCAUGAGGACAGCAGCAGGUAUAGCGAGCAGCUGAAGACAGAUGAAGAAGAGAGCUCAAGUAUAGCGUUUGGAGUCUCUGAUAUCAAAUACUUACUGUAUGAGGAUGAGCAGGAUUUCAAGGAUUAUGUAAACCUGGGCCCUCUGGAAGUGAAGCUCAUGACUGUGGAGAGCAAGAAAAAGCCCAUCCAUUUCCAAGAAAAGGAAAUUCCAGUCAAAUUCUAUGAAGAUGUCAGGAGCCCAGAAAGUCACAUCACAUAUAAAAUGAUGAAGUCUUUUCUCUAAGACUGAAAGCUGCAAAGUAAAAACAACUUCCUAUGCAUUUUCUUUGGGAACUGAGGUAUAUCAGUUGCCCAUUUUAUUUACGCUUUGGUCCAUUUUUAAAGCAACUGUUAUUUCU